Candidozyma auris is the source of this 2340-nucleotide messenger RNA. It is a transcript of the gene CDC53, whose product is annotated as cullin CDC53. Lineage: Eukaryota; Fungi; Ascomycota; Pichiomycetes; Serinales; Metschnikowiaceae. The transcript has a single exon. Gene Ontology annotation, biological process: protein ubiquitination; SCF-dependent proteasomal ubiquitin-dependent protein catabolic process. Gene Ontology annotation, molecular function: ubiquitin protein ligase binding. The record is from RefSeq and is a predicted model, not a curated record. Bases 1 to 2340 code for a protein of 779 amino acids. Gene Ontology annotation, cellular component: SCF ubiquitin ligase complex.
AUGUCGUCACCGCAGACUCUCCCCAUUGCAGGUGAUUUGAAUGCAACAUGGAACUUUAUCGAGCCAGGGCUUGAGUUCAUUCUUGGUGCACAAGGCGACCAGGGUGUGACAUCGAGAAUGUACAUGAACUGCUACACCGCUGUGUAUAACUACUGCGCUAACAAGUCACGCAAUCUGAAUGUUUCUGUUUUCAGCAAAUCAGGCAAGGAUAAGACCACAUACUCGUUGACAGGUGCUGAGAUCUACAAUCGGCUACAAACGUACCUCAUUAACUUCAUACAGAGCUUAGAGAAAGAACCACAUGAACUGUUCUUGGAGUUUUACGUAAGAAAAUGGAAGCGGUUUACUAUUGGAGCUGGAUAUAUGAAUAAUGUCUUCGACUACAUGAACAGGUACUGGGUGCAGAAGGAGCGCUCAGAUGGAAGAAGAGAUAUCUUUGAUGUUAAUACAUUGGCAUUACUUCAGUGGAAGUAUCAUAUGUUCAACAAUAACGCCGACAGAAUCAUGAAUGAGGUUCUUGAUUUGAUCGAGAGGCAAAGAAAUAACGAAAUUGUUGACACAAACGUCAUCUCCGUGGCCGUGAGGUCCAUGGUUGACUUAGGCAUAGACACCAAUGACUUGAAGAAGACUAAUAUGUUGGUGUAUACAAAGCAUUUUGAGAUGGACUUUAUGUCCAGAACAGCUGAAUACUAUAGAAGAGAGAGUGAAAACUUUCUUUCUCUGCACAAUGUUGUCGAUUACAUGAUGAAAUGCGAAAGCAGAUUAUCUGAAGAGAUCUCUAGAUCUAAUAAUUAUCUUGAGGAGCGAAGCAAGAGACAUUUGCUCGAGGUUUUGCAUGUGGUAUUGAUCAGAGACCACGCUACUGAGAUGUAUGAUCAGUUUCUCAAGUUGCUUGAACAGAACGAAAUCGAUCAUAUUCUGAGGAUGUACAAGUUGCUUUCCAAGGUGCCCAGUACGUUGCAGCCAUUGGCCGAUAGUUUGGAGAGCCACAUAAAGGUGGAAGCAGCAAAAGCUAUUGAGGAGCUCAAGUCAUCAACAGAAUCUGCAAAUGCUCAGCAACAGGAGGAAAAAUCCAAAAAAUCUUCACAGGGUCUCAUUUCCCCUAAGGUCUACAUACACACAUUGAUUCAAGUGUACAUGAAAUUUAACGAUGUUGUUUUCAAUGCUUUUAAGAAGGAUCCCCUCUUUAUUAAAGCACUUGAUUCCGCGUGUCGACACUUUGUGAACAUCAACGUCAUUGCCACUCCAACUCCUAAAAGUGCCAGUAAAACCCCUGAGUUGUUGGCGAAGUAUGCCGACAGCUUUUUGAAGGCCACAUCCAAGGAGGCAGAUAUUGCGAACAUGACGGCGGACAACAUGGCGCUUAUGUUAAAGUACAUUGAUAACAAGGAUGUGUUUGAGAAUAACUACCGCCGUUUACUUGCGAAGCGUCUAAUAAAUGGUAAUACAAAGUCAGAUGAGCUCGAGGAGGGUAUGUUGCAAAGACUACAGGAAGGAAAUUCCAUGGAGUUUACAUCGAAGAUCAGUAAGAUGUUUCAAGACAUGAAAUCCCUGGAGGAUUUGAAGAUGAACAUAAGAGAGAUUCUUGGAGACGGCGCUGUUGUGAAUGAUUUCACGCCAUUGAUAUUGGCGCAGAGCAUGUGGCCAUUUCAUCACAUUGAAGACUACAAACUCAAAGUUGCACCUGAGUUGCAAGACACCAUCAGGGCCGUCGAGGAAGAAUACACAAGCAAACAUAAUGGAAGAGAGUUACAGUGGCUCUGGAAUCAUGGUAAGAGUGAGAUUAAGGCAAACUUAUCAAGAAAGGGAAAGCCUCCAUUCAUUUUCACAGUUACAAACGUGCAAUUGAUGAUUAUAUUAGCAUUCAACAAGAAGACCACCUACUCAUACGCAGAACUCCAUGAUAUUGUUGGUGUAUCCAAGCAUGUUUUUGAUGCACACUUGACCCCGCUCGUCAAGUUCAAGUUACUUGAUCAGCUGCCACCCACGCCACUGGCAUUCAGUUCACCUGAGACAACCUUCACCAUCGUCAACGAGUACAAAUCAAAGAAGUUGAAGGUAAAUUUUGUCAGCACCAUUAAGAGCGAGCAGAAACAAGAGGAUGAAGAUACAAAUAAGGAGAUCGACGAGUCUAGAAAGAACUACCUUACAGCCAGUAUCGUCAGAAUAAUGAAGGCUAGAAAGACCAUGAAGCACAAUGAGUUGGUAAACGAGGUAUUGCUCCAAGCUCAAUCACGUUUCAAGGCUAAGCUCAUUGAUCUCAAAAGAGCAAUUGAGUAUUUGUUGGAGAAGGAAUACAUAGCACGUUGCGAAGGUGAUUCCUACGAGUACCUCGCUUAG